Messenger RNA from Pungitius pungitius (ninespine stickleback), 5994 nucleotides. It is a transcript of the gene rel, whose product is annotated as v-rel avian reticuloendotheliosis viral oncogene homolog. Lineage: Eukaryota; Metazoa; Chordata; Actinopteri; Perciformes; Gasterosteidae. Gene Ontology annotation, molecular function: RNA polymerase II cis-regulatory region sequence-specific DNA binding; DNA-binding transcription factor activity, RNA polymerase II-specific. Gene Ontology annotation, cellular component: cytoplasm. Gene Ontology annotation, biological process: canonical NF-kappaB signal transduction; positive regulation of transcription by RNA polymerase II; innate immune response. The transcript has 11 exons. The coding region runs from base 1420 to 3291 and encodes 623 amino acids. The record is from RefSeq and is a predicted model, not a curated record.
UGGCGUUCUUGUCGUGUUCCAUUCAUUAGCUCUAAAUGUUUAAGGUUGGCACUAUAAGCAGAUUGGUCAAAGAAUGGGAUUGAUCUUUUUUUCUUUUAAUUAACGGUCAUUCAACGGGCCUCUGCAGGAUGGACAGAUUUAUAACCUACAAAAAUGAAAUUAAACCACCCUAACUCAUCCCUGCUGCUCAAGGACAAAAAUAAAUACAGAAGUAUUUUUACCAUGAAGAAAUAAUUGUAUUCAUAUAGCACAUUUUGAACACUGGGGUAACUGCGUUACUUUAAAGUUAGUAUAAAGCACCUGUGGUAACUAAGCAGUGAUGAAAUGGACCAAAACAUGUAGAAAACUACAUAAAAUAUUUUAAUUCCAUAAAACCACCAAAGGAUUCUGAAAGAUUCAAAAUUAGCUACUUUUGGUUAACAUCUGUGUGCUCUAGUAAUAUAUAAUAGUUAAGUGCCUAAUGCACAAUUUAUAUUUUAAAUGUUUUAUUUUGUGACUUGUAAGUGGUUUUGGAAAGUGUUUCAAUAUAAUACGAAAUUAGUUUGACAUGUUACGUACUAUUAACUAAGUAAUAUACAGUAUAAUAUAAAUGUAAUACUAAAGUGGCCAUUGGCAAAGACUACUUGAGUGAAGCAGCAGGAGCAUUGUUUUAGUUGCUAAAUGUUUUAUUCACAUGAAUUACCUCACUUGGUGCCUUUCCAAGGGAUGUACCAAAAUAUUCCAAUUUCAAAAUAUCUGAAAUCUAAUAAGAGGCUAUUUGCUAAAUAUUCUUGACUAAAAGACAACCUUAUUCCCGUGAAGUUUUUUUUAAAAGCUUUUCUCAUAGCAAUGCUAGCUGUUUCCACUGAUGCUAAGCUACCCAGCUGCUGACUCACGCAUUUAGCUUACAAAUGAGCAGUAACACUAAAAACCAAGCCACUGUGUAGCGCUUCUAUUCCAUUAAGCUCCAUUUCGAAAAGCUACGCUAUUUCUAACACAAUUUUUACUGUAUUAAACCCAUGGCUAGAUUUGUCAUUCUAUUGUCUUCCAACGUGAGACGCUGCCUCUCAGCUCCUCGUGAGUCUGCAACAUUCUGCGUGUGUAGCCAACAGUUUAAUGUUCAAUCGUUUGUACAUUUACAUUAUUCUAUCUGAUCUUUGAGUGUAACACACCUGUGUGCUAACACCGCCUUGCUGUACUUUAGAGGCACGCAAGAAGCUGAGUGACAACCCCCCAACCGCCCCCUGUGUGUUCUCUCUGACGUCAGUCAUGCGUGCCUCAUUAAUUGGUUCAGAUGGAGGGGGCGGUAACGUAGGGGGAAUUCCCCUCCUCUUCCUCGUCUAAUGUGACAAAUGUUACUUUUCCGGUUCACUGUCACUCAUUCAGCGCGGUUCAUUCAGGAGAAGGUGACCUGUGAUAAGACUGAGAGCGUUGUGCAUCAUGGAUGAUCUUAUGUCCUCCAUACUAGGGGACGAUCCACUCCUGAUGGCCGAGCCAGCCAUGCAGAUCUACGAGCAGCCCAAGCAGAGGGGGAUGCGCUUCAGGUACAAGUGCGAAGGUCGCUCGGCCGGCAGCAUCCCUGGCGAGAAGAGCUCCGACAACAACCGGUCCUACCCCAGCCUGCAGAUUCUGAAUUACUGCGGCAAAGGCAAGGUGCGCGUGCACUUGGUGACCAAGAACGAGCCGUACCGGCCGCAUCCCCACGACCUGGUGGGGAAGGACUGCAAGGACGGAUUCUACGAGGCCGAGUUCGGCCCGGACCGCAGGGUGAUCGCCUUCCAGAACCUGGGCAUCCAGUGCGUGAGGAGGAGGGAAGUGAAAGACGCGAUUGUGCAGAGGAUGACCCGAGGGAUCAACCCCUUUAAUGUGCCACGUGAGCAGUUGCUGCAGACAGAAGAGUACGACCUGAACGUGGUCCGCCUCUGCAUCCAGGUCUUCCUGCAGGACGAGAGCGGCCACUUCACCAGACCGCUCAACCCCAUCGUCACCAACCCCAUCUACGACAACAGGGCCCCAAACACAGCAGAGCUGAGGAUCUGUCGAGUCAACCGAAACAGUGGCAGCGUCAAGGGAGGGGAUGAGAUCUUCUUACUGUGUGACAAAGUACAGAAAGAUGACAUUGAGGUGCGAUUCUUCUCCGAUGACGGCUGGGAGGCCAAGGGCUCCUUCUCCCAGGCGGACGUUCAUCGCCAAGUGGCCAUCGUCUUUAAGACUCCUUCCUACCGUGACAUGUCCAUCACGGAGUCGGCCACCGUGCAGAUGCAGCUGCGCCGGCCUUCGGAUCAGGAAGUCAGUGAACCGAUGGAUUUUAGAUACCUGCCCGACAACAAAGAUCCUUACGGCUACAACGAUAAAAAGCGCAAGAGAGAGCAAUUGAUGAGGAUUUCAGGAUUGUCAGGUGUUCCUUUCCCUAAUCUGACAAUGACCCGGCCAAAGGCGGUUCCACAGACUCCCAUGAGUUACUUUCCAAAAGAUCUCAGGAACAUGCGGCCUUCAAUGCAGCAACAACCUCCUGUGUUCAACCAGCCCUUCCAAUCAGGAGCUCACAAUAUUAUGAUGUCAUCACAGGCUCCCAAUGUGCCAGUCAACCAUUCGUGGCUAAAUCCCAACCCAGGAAUUUCAAUGGAUACAGUCACCAUAAACCCGUCCGUUGCCGUUAGCAAUCUUCAAUGUCCUAAUGUCAGCAGGCAACAGCAGCCGAGCUCAAGUUACACCCACAGGGUGGAGCCCGGCGGCUUUGAGAACCCCCUCCCUCAGCUCUCCAUGAGGGACUUGCAGUGCUUGGAUCCAGCCCCCCAAGUUCCUGUGAUGAGCCAGUUAGAUUCUCAGGUGCUCUACCAGCUGCAGCACCAAAGGAAGGAGUUUGCGUCUGACACCAGGCAACAGAACCAUCUAGGCAGCCAGAACCAGGGUCUCCAAACUGUGUGGUCCAAUUCCCCUACGCUCAACACCUUUAACGGGUCAGCAGGAGGUGGGUCACAGGGGCUGGGCUCUUUCUUCGGGGGAAUGGAAGGGGAAGAUUUUCUGAAGGGCCUGGUGGGAGGAGGGCUGAAGCAGGAGCCCCAGGUCAUAGUGCGACAAGAGGCCCACCCUUCCGUAAUGCAAUCCCCGAGGGAAAGCCAGGAAAAUACUUACACCAACCUGGUUCCUCGUUCUAUGAGCAACGGCUUUGAUCCAGUGACGCAAGAGGCUUGUGGCAACUCCCAGCCUAAUAAAAAUCAGGAAAUUAAUUUUUCAGGCAACAGGAUGGCAUCCGGUGGCCACUUUCCAACUUUGGCAGACUGGAUCAAAGCAUCUCGGCAAAGCGACUGAAAGGAGCCCGAAGUAGCUCGGAGGAAAGCGUUGGGUCUUGUUUAGCCUUGAAAAGCCAAAGGUUUCGCACCAUCCAUUUAGGCCCACGAAGGAUUGCUUGGGUUAUACAUCAGUGGGGAAAUGACGAAACAUUAUUGUAAGCCCUUUGGACUCUACAACCAUACAAAGGCAUUGUUUCUAGGAGGUGCAAUUGAAUAUGAACCGAUUCCAUCAACAUCACGAGGGGUGGUUCAUACACUCAUCCAUGGUACUUUAAUCGUAGCCAUUGGUCUUUGCUUCCCAAUAUUAUUUUGGAAGGUUUUUAAAAAUGAUAAAAGAUUUGAACCAAAAUAGAUUUAUUGAUACAUCUAUAAGACAAGAACCAUGCAGUUUCAAGAGGUGUUAUUCCAAUCACUCCUUGAAGACUUAUUGGAUGUUAUCCAGACAAGUCAAUCAGACUGAGCUCUCAUGAGUAGUGGCGGCUGGUGGAUUUUUUUUUGGUAGGGCCAGCCAAUCAGUUUCAGUAAAAAUCCCAGUAUGAUUCAAUGCAAAAAAGGCUAUCAAACAAGCAUUAUUACUUUGCAGUUUAAUAUUGAACCUAGUUUGUUGGGGGAACACGCAAUCAGUGUGUUGAGGAAAGACCAACUCAAAAGCCCCACAAAACUUCAAAUAAUUAUUUUGGAUAAAAUGUCCUUUUUCAUCCACGUCCUGGUUGUGUGUCCUGUGUGCGUCGCAGCUGGGCAGCGAUGUUAACUUUAACACAGCGACGUCAUGCGUGCGGAGCGCGACUAUACGUUUCAGUAAACAUCCCAUGAUCCCAAUGAUCAAAACACGCAUUAUUAAGUUGCAGUUAAAUAUUUAACAUUUAUUCCAACAGUUUAACAUAAGGACAUAAUUUUUAAACAAUUUAGUAUAUUAAUGAAUAUGAAUAUAUAAAACAAUAUUCAGAUUAUGAAAACUAUUAAAUUAUUAUUAUAAAUAUCCAAUAUAAAUACCAUAUAACAAAUAUAUUUAAGGAUAAGCAUUUAACAAUAUAAAUAUAUUGGUAUAAAAUCUUUUAGAACGUGUAUAUAUGUAGAAAUUGAGAUGCACCUAUGAACCUAAUUUGUUGGGGAAACAUCCGAUCAGUGUGUUGAGGAAAGACCAACUCAAAAGCCCCACAAAACCCUGUUUUCAUCCACGUCCUGGUUGUGUGUCCUGUGUGUGUUCUGUGUGCGUCGCAGCUGGACAGCGCGUCAUGCGUGCGGUGCGCAUUUCAGUAAACAUCCCAGAAUGGUUCAAUGCAAAAAAAGAUGCAAUAUUACUUUGCAGUUAAAUAUUUAACAUUUAUUUCAACAAUAAGGACAUCUUAUUCAAACAAUUUAGUAUAUUAAUGAAUAUAUAUAUAUAUAAAAACGAUGUUAUUAUAAAACAAUAUUCAGAAUAUAACUACCAUAUUGUUACUAUUAUAAAUAUCCAAUAUAAAUAUCAUAUAAUAAAUAUAUUAAAGGAUAAAUGUAUUACAAUAUAAAUAUAUGUAUAUAAAGAGAGCAUAUAUUUUGUGCAGAUAUCUUAAUUUACAAAUAUUACUGGGUAUAUAAUCCACAUUACAAAAACACAAAUAUUGACUCUUUGUAAAAUGUAUUUUUAAUAUAAUAAACAAAAACCAUUGCUCAUGGUGGGGCCACGCCCCUCAGCCCUCUAUGGACCAGCCGCCACUGCUCAUGAGUUCAACAGGCUUUUGCAUGGCCAUGCCUGGGGAGUAAACAUUACCUUAAAUAGUAAAGAUGACCAACAACAUGCUAAUUGUUUCAAAGCUAAAGUUAGAAUCCUGCAGAAGUGAAUGUAUUACUUUUUAUCUUUGUCUUUUUCAUGUGAAGUUAGAUUCAAUAUUUUAUUACUGUAUAGUGUAAGUAUUUGGUCCCAAAUAACUUGAGGGCAGAUAUACUUAUAAAUUCAAGAUUUUAAGUAAGUGAAAUUGCGUAUUAUUAUGGUUGUACACUUUUUUUAUUGCUUUAUAAAAUAUUCUUACAUAUUUUACUGUUUAAUUGAUUUCUUAUCAGAGUGUUUGCUGUUUAAUCUGUGCAUGUAUGCCAUAGUUGAGAGUGGAAGCAAUAACCGUGCUGAAACGCUCAAGAACUUCCAAGGCACUGAAAUUCCCAUUGAGGAAGUGGGAGGAAGCACUUUUAGUGUUGUCUUUCCUUUGUAAUGACCAUGUCAUAACAGUUAUUGCAUGUGUUAUCCAGAGUCUUUCUACUCUGAUGUUUUUCAGAUAAAGAAGUUAAUGUUGUCGUUUACUGAUCUGUAACUUGUUCAGCUGAGCUUGUCGAUAGUCUAGCUCAGUGUUUCUCAACUGGUGGGUCCCGACCCACUAGUGGGUCGCGGGCCAUUUCAUGGGGGAAAAAAAGUAAUAAAAAAAAAAAUGCAUCCUGGUUUUAUUUUGAAGGGACUUUCUCUAAUGCAGCGGAGUGUCAGUGUUUUUCCGGCUCGUCCUUCCAUGUUAUCAGUCAGCGCGGCAAUUAGAACGCUGAAGCACCCCCACAGUUGAGAACCACUGGUCUAGUUCAAAGACAUUGCGGUUGGAAACCUUGCAGCCUAUAAAUAAACUGUCAACUGUAGUCUAGCUCGUCUUAGCGUGCUGUUUUUACUUGUAUGACCUCAAGAAGCUUUUUCGUUGUAAAAAAAAGUAUAUAUUUUGAUGACUAUUUUUUUCUACAACAUCAGUACUUAAUAAAUGUAUUUUUU